This is a messenger RNA of Euleptes europaea (tarantolino), 908 nucleotides long. RefSeq names its product GPN-loop GTPase 3 (gene GPN3). Lineage: Eukaryota; Metazoa; Chordata; Lepidosauria; Squamata; Sphaerodactylidae. The transcript has 8 exons. The record is from RefSeq and is a predicted model, not a curated record. Gene Ontology annotation, molecular function: GTPase activity. Bases 41 to 895 code for a protein of 284 amino acids.
GGUUCCCAGGGGCUGGGAAGGGCCGAAGGUAGCCCCGACCAUGCCCCGCUACGCCCAGCUGGUGAUGGGGCCGGCAGGGAGCGGGAAGAGCACUUACUGUUCCACCAUGGUCCAGCACUGCGAAGCCUUGAAGCGCUCUGUUCAAGUCGUUAACCUGGAUCCUGCUGCAGAACAUUUUGACUACGAUGUCAUGGCAGACAUCCGAGAGUUAAUAGAAGUUGAUGACGUCAUGGAAGACGAUUCUCUGAGGUUUGGCCCCAAUGGUGGCUUGGUUUUCUGCAUGGAAUACUUUGCUAAUAACUUUGACUGGCUGGAAGAAUGCCUUGGCCACGUGGAAGACGAUUACAUACUUUUCGAUUGCCCAGGUCAGAUCGAGCUGUACACCCAUUUGCCAGUGAUGAAGCAGCUUGUGGAACAGCUUCAACAAUGGGAAUUCCGAGUCUGUGGAGUUUUUCUUGUUGAUUCUCAAUUUAUGGUGGAAUCCUUUAAGUUUAUCUCCGGAGUCAUGGCAGCCCUCAGUGCGAUGGUGUCUUUGGAGGUUUCCCAAGUCAACAUCAUGACCAAGAUGGACUUGCUGAGCAAGAAAGCUAAAGCAGAAAUCGAAAGGUAUCUGGACCCUGAUAUGUAUUCUAUGCUGGAAGAUUCGUCUGGUUUGUUCCAAAGCAAAAUGUUCAAGAAGCUGACGAAGGCCAUCUGUGGAUUGAUUGACGACUACAGCAUGGUUCGUUUCCUGCCUUUUGAUCGCUCUGAUGAGGAAAGCGUCAACAUUGUCCUGCAGCACAUAGAUUUUGCUAUUCAGUACGGGGAGGAUCUUGACUUUAAAGAGCCAAAGGAAUUCGAGGAAGACAAGCCUUCUGGUUAUGAUGAUUUCUUCCAAGACAGAGUGGAUGAAUGAAGACUCCUGGCUG